CACUCUAUACUCCAUCCUCAUAUUGUUAUUUCUCCUUCUCAAUUCCUCUAUCUUAGAGGAAGAAUUUAUUUUUAUUUUUUUUAAUUUGGGUAUUUUUAUUAUAAAGGAAGAUGAAGCAGGCCAUUUUAACUCCAAUUUUUCUUGGAAUUUUGGCUUGUUGGAGUGCACUUUCAGUUAUUGCUGAAGACCGAUAUUUAUUCUUCACAUGGGAAAUUACUAAUGGAACAAUUUUUCCUCUUGGUGUUCCACAAGAGGGUAUUCUUAUCAAUGGCCAAUUUCCAGGCCCUACAAUUGAUGCCAUUACUAAUGACAAUAUUGUUAUCAAUGUCAUUAACAAGUUGGACGAUAAAUUCCUCAUUACAUGGAAUGGUAUAAAACAAAGAAAGACAUCAUGGCAAGAUGGAGUUUUAGGAACCAAUUGUGCAAUUCCUCCCAACACAAACUGGACAUACAAAUUUCAAUUAAAAGAUCAAAUUGGAACCUACACAUAUUUCCCAACAACCAAAAUCCAUAAAGCUGCUGGUGGUUUUGGAGGAUUCAACAUUCAGCAAAGAUCUGUUAUAUCCAUUCCAUAUCCUGCACCUGAUGGAGAAUUCACUCUACUUGUUGGUGAUUGGUACAAGACCAACCAUAGGGUACUAAGGAGGCUAUUGGACCUUGGCAAGAGUCUUCCUUUUCCUGAUGCUCUUCUUAUAAAUGGCCAAAAAGAUGUUGCUGUAUUUACAGGGGAAGCAGGGAAAACAUACAAGUUCAGAGUGUCGAAUGUUGGAAUAGCAACCUCAAUUAACUUCAGAAUACAAGGUCAUUCAUUGAAGCUGAUUGAAGUUGAAGGUGCUCAUACAUUACAAGAAACAUAUAAGUCCCUUGAUGUUCAUGUUGGACAAUCAGUGACAGUUUUGGUCACACUGGAUAAGUCAAUUGGUGACUAUUACAUUGUUGCAUCAAGCCGUUUCACUGACCCUGUUCUUACUACCACAUCAACACUUCGUUAUUCUGGAUCCAACACUAAGGCCUCAGGUCAAUUACCCAUUGCCCCAACUACUGAUCUAGAUUGGUCCAUCAAACAAGCCAGGACCAUCAGGCUGAAUUUAACAGCAAACGCAGCACGACCAAAUCCUCAAGGAUCAUUCCACUAUGGAACCAUCCCUGUAUUGAGAAUAUUACAAUUAGCAAAUUCUAAAUCCAUUGUAAAAGGAAAGUUAAGAUAUGCAGUAAACGGAAUUUCACACAUCAAUCCAAGCACCCCAUUGAAGCUAGCUGAUUGGUUCAACAUUCCUGGUGUCUUUGAUCUCAAUACAAUCAAAGAUUUCCCUUCUUCUUCAAACAACCCUAUUAAACUAGGAACAUCUGUCAUUGGUUUAACCCUUCAUGACUUUGCAGAAAUAAUCUUUCAGAAUAAUGAAAAUACUAUUCAGUCAUGGCAUAUGGAUGGAUCUAGCUUCUAUGUUGUCGGAUAUGGCAAUGGCAUUUGGACAUCUAAAGUGAGAGAGACUUACAAUUUGGUUGAUGGUGUUUCAAGACACACUGUUCAGGUGUAUCCAAAGUCUUGGAGUGCCAUAAUGGUGUCUUUGGACAAUAAGGGGAUGUGGAACUUGAGGUCUGCAAUAUGGGAAAAUCGGUAUUUAGGACAAGAGUUGUAUCUAAGGGUGUGGAACAAUGAGCAAAGCUUAUACACUGAAACUAAUGUCCCUCUCAAUGCAUUGUUUUGUGGAAAGGCUAAACAUUUGCCUAAGUUAUUAUAAGACAAACCAAAAGGGAUCAGUAAUUUGAUUAAGUUUGUGGCAUAAUUAAGUUUGUAACUGAGUUUAUUUCUCUUAUUUUAAUUCUUGACAUUAUUUUGUUUAGAAGUUUCAGUUACGAGGGUGUGACUGUCAUAUAUGGAUAUAUAAAAAAAGAAAAAAGAAAAAAAAAAGAGGCAUCUUUAUUUCAUUAGUUUAUUAUUUCUUGUAAUCAUAAUAAAAAAAUAGUUUCUCCACUUUA
Messenger RNA from Cicer arietinum (chickpea), 1980 nucleotides. Its product is annotated as L-ascorbate oxidase homolog. Gene Ontology annotation, molecular function: copper ion binding; oxidoreductase activity. NCBI's taxonomy places the organism in Eukaryota, Viridiplantae, Streptophyta, Magnoliopsida, Fabales, Fabaceae. The record is from RefSeq and is a predicted model, not a curated record.